CCUUGGAGCAAGCAGCUUCCUCUGCACUCCCGAUGCCCCCUCAGGGUCACAGCUCGCCUGUGACACCUCUUCCGCGUCCUGUCCCCUCUUUCUCCCUCCAGCCCCUCCUCCCCUUUCAUCGUCCCCAAGUUCCCAUGUCCCCGCCACACCUUCCCCCCAGUCUCUCCCAGCCCUCUAGUCUCUGGUCUCUCCAAAUUCCCCCACUGAGGGGGCGACUUCCUCACAAGUUCUUCCUCUCCCCUCUCUCAGUCCCAUGGGGCUCCCUGUGUUUCCCAAGAUGCCACCAUAUAAACCCUUCCGUGUUCCCUUCAUGGGUCACCCCCACCAGCCCAACUCCCUCGGGCUGACGCAUCCAUCCGUCUCCCUCACCGUAAGCCCAAGUGUCCCCCUCCCGGCCCUCAGAGCCCUCCUGCUCCCCUUCUCUCCCCUCGGAGCCUCCUCCCUCACUCCCUUCCCAGCACCGCCCCAGCCGGACAGCUGGGCACUAAGUUUAGCCUUGGCAGGUGCCUGUGGGCUCUGUUUAUGCUCCAGGUGGCUGUGGGCAUGGGGGACGGGCCUUCCCAGUGCUGCCCGGCCUGGGGAGUCCCUGGGCCUCAGUUUCCCCACCCUGGAGGUGUAGUCUCUGGCCCCCAGCACCAAUGGCUGCCCGCCCGUCUUCUCCCCCAUAGCCCCUGGCGAAGCGGUGCCGCCUCCAGCCCAGAGAUGCCGCCAAGAUGCCCGAGAGCGCUUGGAAGUUUCUCUUCUACCUGGGCAGCUGGAGCUACAGUGCCUACCUGCUGUUUGGCACCGACUACCCCUUCUUCCACGACCCACCAUCUGUCUUCUACGACUGGAUGCCGGGCAUGGCGGUGCCGCGGGACAUCGCAGCCGCCUACCUGCUCCAGGGAAGCUUCUAUGGCCACUCCAUCUACGCCACGCUGUACAUGGACACCUGGCGCAAGGACUCGGUGGUCAUGCUGGUCCAUCACGUGGUCACUCUCAUCCUCAUCGUCUCCUCCUACGCCUUCCGGUACCACAAUGUGGGCAUCCUUGUGCUCUUCCUGCACGAUAUCAGUGACGUGCAGCUUGAGUUCACCAAGCUCAACAUUUACUUCAAGUCCCGCAGUGGCUCCUACCACCGGCUGCAUGCCCUGGCAGCAGACCUGGGCUGCCUCAGCUUUGGCUUCAGCUGGUUCUGGUUCCGCCUCUACUGGUUCCCGCUCAAGGUCCUGUACGCCACCUGUCACUGCAGUCUGCGCACGGUGCCUGACAUCCCCUUCUACUUCUUCUUCAAUGCGCUUCUGCUGCUGCUCACCCUCAUGAACCUCUACUGGUUCCUGUACAUCGUGGCGUUUGCAGCCAAGGUGUUGACAGGCCAGGUGCGCGAGCUGAAGGACCUGCGGGAGUACGACGUGGCCGAGGCCCAAAGCCUGAAGCCCAGCAAAGCCGAGAAGCCACUGAGGAACGGCCUGGUGAAGGACAAGCGCUUCUGAAUCCCUCGGCCCCGCCCCCGUGGACCCGGCCACGCCCCCCAUCCUUGGCGCUCCUCCACCCUCUCCAACUCCACGCCUCUAGGGCCGUGGCCACCUCCCCUGGGACCCCCGCUCCCUCAUCCUGCCUCCAUUCCCCGGCCACGCCCCCCAGGACCCCGCCCCUCAGGGAACACCGACCCCGCCCUCAGCCCACUGGUCCCCGGCCGCGGUGGACCCUGUGCACUCUCUGGCCAUCACCUGGGAGGAAGAUGCUACCGCCGCGGCAAGGUCCCGGCGGCCAACACCUCCUCCUCCUCCUCCUGGUCCCCCUGCUGCCCUCGCUACCCCCGACCCGCGCCUCGGUCCCUCCAGGCCCAGCCGCCGCCCUGCUCCAGGCUCUCGGGCUGCGCGAUGCGCCCCAGGGCACCCCCAGGCUCCGGCCAGUUCCCCCGGUCAUGUGGCGCCUGUUUCGACGCCGGGACCCCCAGGAGACCAGGUCUGGCUCGCGGCGGAUGUCCCCAGGGGUCACCCUGCAACCGUGCCACGUGGAGGAGCUGGGGGUCGCCGGAAACAUCGUGCGCCACAUCCCGGACCGCGGUGCGCCCACCCGGGCCUCGGAGCCUGCCUCGGCUGUGGGGCAUUGCCCUGAGUGGACAGUCGUCUUCGACCUGUCGGCUGUGGAUCCCGCUGAGCGCCCGAGCCGGGCCCGCCUGGAGAUGCGUUUCGCGGCAGCGGCGGCCCCGGAAGGCGGCUGGGAGCUGAGCGUGUCGCAGGCGGGCCAGGGGGUGGGCGCGGGCCCCGGGCCGGUACUGCUCCGUCAGUUGGUGCCCGCCCUGGGGCCGCCAGUGCGCGCGGAGCUGCUGGGCACCGCUUGGGCUAACAACACCUCAUGGCCGAGCAGCCUCCGCCUGGCGCUGGCGCUGCGCCCCCGGGCCCCUGCCGCCUGUGCGCGCCUGGCCGAGGCCUCGCUGCUACUGGUGACCCUUGACCCGCGCCUGUGCCACCCCCUGGCUCGGCCGCGGCGCGACGCCGAACCCGUGUUGGGCGGCGGCCCCGGGGGCGCUUGUCGCGCGCGGCGGCUGUACGUGAGCUUCCGCGAGGUGGGCUGGCACCGCUGGGUCAUUGCGCCGCGUGGCUUCCUGGCCAACUACUGCCAGGGCCAGUGCGCACUCCCCGUCACGCUGUCGGGGUCCGGGGGGCCGCCCGCGCUCAACCACGCUGUGCUGCGCGCGCUCAUGCACGCGGCCGCCCCGGGAGCCGCCGACCUGCCUUGCUGCGUGCCCGCGCGCCUGUCACCCAUCUCCGUGCUCUUCUUUGACAACAGUGACAACGUGGUGCUGCGGCAGUAUGAGGACAUGGUGGUGGACGAGUGCGGCUGCCGCUAACGCGGGGCGGGCGAGGACGCGGGCCCAACAAUAAACGUCGCGUGGUCUGCUC
This is a messenger RNA of Piliocolobus tephrosceles (Ugandan red Colobus), 2888 nucleotides long. It is a transcript of the gene GDF1, whose product is annotated as growth differentiation factor 1. Bases 1721 to 2836 code for a protein of 371 amino acids. The record is from RefSeq and is a predicted model, not a curated record. Gene Ontology annotation, cellular component: extracellular region. Gene Ontology annotation, molecular function: cytokine activity; growth factor activity. Lineage: Eukaryota; Metazoa; Chordata; Mammalia; Primates; Cercopithecidae. The transcript is spliced from 7 exons.